Messenger RNA from Argiope bruennichi, 939 nucleotides. RefSeq names its product COMM domain-containing protein 5-like (gene LSm-4). Gene Ontology annotation, cellular component: nucleus. The coding region runs from base 234 to 875 and encodes 213 amino acids. NCBI's taxonomy places the organism in Eukaryota, Metazoa, Arthropoda, Arachnida, Araneae, Araneidae. The transcript is spliced from 7 exons. The record is from RefSeq and is a predicted model, not a curated record.
UGAAUCAAAUAAUCAGAUGAAAUAAAAACUAAAGAAUCUUCAGUAUACAACUUUUGAAUUUUUGAACAUUUUCUUCAAAAAUUUCUAAAAAAAUGAAUAAUAUAGCGGCCGGUAUUGCUAGAAAUCACAAAGGGGGAGGGGUUCUUUAAUCAAUCAAUCAAUAGCGAUGCUUUUAUUUCAAAAACUCAUACCUUCCUACUUUCAUGUUUCUAAAAUAAACAAAUUGUUAAAUUAUGGCUCAUCCCGUUGUGCCUGCAGGAUCUGAAAGAACUCUGUUUCUUGGGCCCCGUAUACCUAACUAUGUUAAAUCCUUGGGAAAAAAUUUAAACAACGUUAAAAAGCCAGUCUUUCGUCAAAUGAUUAAAUUAGCAUUACUAGAUUUUGAAGGUAGAGGUGUUAAUCCAGAAAUGUAUACAGCUAUAAAGAAAGCCACUCAAGAUACUUGCAAUGUUGAUGUUGUUUAUGGUGCUCUAUAUGCUUUGCUGAAAUGUGCACUUAAUUUACCUGAAGCUUCAUUAAAACAGGAUAUUUUUAAAGAAGAUCUUCACGAACUUGGAAUCGGUGAGGACUAUAUAGAAGAUCUUACUAAUGUGGUAUAUGGACAAAGACGUACAUCUAUUAUAGCCAAUUUCAAUAAUAUUGCACCUCAUCUUCCUAAACUGAAACAUUUUAAAUGGAGAAUUGAUGUAGCCAUUUCAACUAGCACUCUGAACAGAGUUCUUGAACCAGCAAUUGUGAUGGAGGUUCAGUUAAGUGAUGGUAGAAGAGAAACUUUUGAGGUUCACCCCUCCCAGUUUCAUCGUUUACGAUUUGCUGUAGCUACUCUUCUUAAAGAAAUGGAAAAUUUAGAAAUGAAAAGCAUUUUAAAGAACUAAAUACCAUUUUUUAUAAUGACCUUUAUUAUGUUUUGUAUAAUAUUUUGUGAAGGGAAAAAAAGAA